Molecule: messenger RNA, 2462 nt
Organism: Gavia stellata (red-throated loon)
Lineage: Eukaryota; Metazoa; Chordata; Aves; Gaviiformes; Gaviidae
Gene: CCDC124
Product: coiled-coil domain containing 124
Exons: 5
Coding region: 24-689 (221 amino acids)
Biological process (GO): transcription by RNA polymerase II
Cellular component (GO): nucleus
Molecular function (GO): transcription coactivator activity
Source: RefSeq, a predicted model, not a curated record
CGGGGACCGGAGCACCUUGAGUGAUGCCCAAGAAGUUCCAAGGUGAAAAUACCAAGUCGGCUGCUGCCCGCGCGAGGAAAGCUGAGGCAAAGGCAGCAGCCGAUGCCAAACGUCAGCAGGAGCUGGAAGAUGCCUACUGGAAGGAUGAAGACAAACACGUGAUGAGGAAGGAACAAAGGAAGGAGGAGAGGGAGAAGCGGCGGCUGGAGCAGCUGGAGCGCAAGAAGGAGCUGCAGCGCCUGCUGGAGGAAGAGGACUCGAAGCUGAAAGGGAAGUCGCCCAAGCAGGUCACCCCGGGCAAAGUCACCAGGGCCCAGAUCGAGGAGACGAUCAGAAAAGACCAGCAGCAGAAGGAGAAUGCAGAUACAGUGGAGAAGGAGAAGACUCACUUGGAGGUCCCCUUGGAAGAGAACAUCAACAGGAGGGUUCUGGAGGAAGGAUCAGUGGAGGCCAGGACGAUUGAAGAUGCCAUUGCUGUCCUCAGCGUUGCCAAUGAUCUGGACCGGCACCCCGAGCGCCGGAUGAAAGCUGCCUUCACGGCUUUUGAAGAGGUCAAUCUGCCACGCCUAAAGCAAGAGAACCCCAACAUGCGCCUGUCCCAGCUCAAGCAGCUCCUCAAGAAGGAGUGGAUGAAGUCUCCAGAAAACCCCAUGAACCAGAGGCACAAAGCUUACAACAGCCAGAAGUAGAACUAGAGCUGAUCAUCCCCCAGGGACAGUGGGCUGGAGCCCCAGGGCUCUGCUCGGAUGAAAACAGGAGACACAAGGAACCUCCUCUCCUUUUGUUUCCCUUCCCCACCCCUCCUUUCUGUCUUUGUUCUUGGAUUUAAGAUGAGCACGAGGCCACGGCUCGCCUCGGGACCCUGCCGCGUCCCGCCGCCUUCACUGACGGCCUGUCCCCCCCGACGUGCUCACCCCUCCGCAGGCAGCUGGUGCAGAGCGACCCGGACGGACUAACACUAACACUUCGUGCUUCCGAAUUUGGUUGUUGUCUUACAAAAAAGCUACUAACUCGCUUCCAGACCUUCGGCAUGGGCAGCGCUUGCGAGGCGCAAGGGCAGGAGAGGUAGAGACCCCCCCAGCGCUGGCUAGCACCCUGCGUUAACCCGCUCACGGCCUGGACCUCAGCCAAACUGCGUUCACCCCUGUCUCUACCGUGGCUGCGCCGCACCCUCGCGCUCUGCGGGGUGAAUUUUUGCAACCGCCACGAGGAAGGCACCUGCCCUCUGUUGCUUGUGUCGUCCUGGUGCUGGGAUGGCCCCGAAGAGAUUCCAGACUGGGAUCGCUGUUGGCCCUGCCUGCUGCCGGCCACCUCUCUCCUCUUGAUCUCCACUGGCGGUACGUUAGACGGGGAGGAGGAACCGCCAUGGGAGCAGAAGCUCUGUUAGCGUGGUGUUGUGGGGAAGAGAGGAAAUAACCUUCCAUCUUCGAGGAGGAAUGGGAGAAAUAACAGCACAGCGUGGUUCCUGCCUCGUCUGCGCAGGACGCUGGUGCCGGACUUCUCUGUGUGACUUUUCCUGGUGGUCUUGCCCAGAGCCUCACACUGCUGGUGGGACAGGAGGGUUCCUGGAGGGGCCGCACCCCGCGCUACCUGAGAACUGCCCCAAGGAGGGAAAAGCCGCUGCUUUUCCCGUCGCUUCUUCCCCUGCCUGCUCCCAGGCUCGGGCAAGGAGGUGCCCCGUGGGCCCGUGGAAGGGGAUGUGAGACUGUCGGCUCAGCAGCUUCACCCGCCGCUGGGCCGAGGGCACUGACCUGGCUGUGCCGCCUCUGCUCCCCUUCGGCCGGAGCCCCGCGGUCUCUCCGCUGGCCCGGGCAAAAAGAAAUCGGUGAGCUCCCUCGGGAGGGCUGCGGCAGCACCCGGACAGGGCUGGAGAGGCUUUGCCCUGGAGCCACGGCAGAGUCCUGCCCCUCGCCUUGAGCAGGCACUGGGUUUUCCUCUCUUCCCUUUCCCCUUUCACAUCUCUUCUGGGAGUGAAAUUCUUUCCGAAGGUCUAAACCCUUGACCGGGCAGCAGCUCCGUUGCCGUUGGUGCUUACCUGUGUGUUUAACCGGGGCUGCCAAACCGAGACAAACUCGUGGCUGGUUUGGCGUCCCGACGGCGUUUCUUCUGAUGUUACUAAACAAGUAGGGUUCAUCCCGCGCCAGGUAACAGGCAGCGUGUGGCCUCUGCCCCUGCGGAGGAUCGCCUGCGAGCAGGCAGGGGGGGUUGCAGGGGUCCUGAGGCUGCAGAGGCAUUUAUUUGCACUUUGGUGGGGAAGGGGUUUGAGGAGGCGACGCUCAACCUGGCACCGAGAGCCUGGGGCUGUUUCGGGGCUCUCCCCAGCCCGCUCUGCACCCCGCUUGCGGAACCAGGCUGAAGGAGCUGGACGGCCCCUGCCAGCAUCCCCCCCCCAGCCGGUAAAGACGGAGGAAAGCACCCGGAGUCUCCCCUUUCUGUGAAAAGUUUGUUGUGUUUGAACCCAA